Messenger RNA from Neurospora crassa OR74A, 1887 nucleotides. RefSeq lists its product as hypothetical. The record is from RefSeq and is a predicted model, not a curated record. Lineage: Eukaryota; Fungi; Ascomycota; Sordariomycetes; Sordariales; Sordariaceae. The transcript has a single exon. The coding region runs from base 428 to 850 and encodes 140 amino acids.
UCAAUUUAACUUAUCCAAAAACCUACCAUCCCUCACCUGCCGCGGACUUUGUUUGCAACAACCGCCCCGGGCCUAAACAUGUCGUGACUUGUGUUCUUUCUCCCAGUCCUUGUUCAUCACCUCCUGACAAAUCGUCUUCGUUUCUUGACUCGCUUCCUUGCAACGCGACUACACUAUUUGACUCGACUUACAUCAGCAGUUACCUCUGCGCGCGCAAGCGGCACUGCAGGCACCAGAAGCCGUACCGGACCACCCGAAGCACGAAAAGUAUCGUGAUCGUAUCUUGCGCGAAGCCCACUGCAUGAUCACAAUUCCUUUGUCCUCAAAUCUACAUUUUGCACUCGACAGCCUCGCUCUUUUUGCAACCAUUCAUCGACCCAUACACACCCGUCCCAAAAACGAAACGUGACAGAGACAACCCGCCAAAAUGAUCAACCUCCUCUACGCCCUCAUAUUCUUCACCCUCCUCUUCUCCACCACUGCCUACUUUACCCGCUACACCUGGCUGCCGCCCUUCCUUGACGCCUUCGACGCGAUAGAACCCUACCUGCGCCGCGCUCCCGGCGGCGAAUACCUGUACUCUCGAUUGCCUUUUACCUCCAACUCGUUCGAGGAGGAUAUGGAAGCCGGUCUGUCGUCUGCCGACUUUAAUCUUGCGGGCAACGUUGGGGGGAGCGACGGUCGCGCUGGCUUGGAUGAUGAGGCCAAGCGGGAAAUCCUCAAGAUCAUGAAGAGGAGGAGACUUCAGUUCGACGACGCGAGGAAGCUGUACAUGGAGAGGAGGUUCAAGGCGAAUGGCAUUGGAGCGGAUGGGUUGCCAAGGGAUCCCAAGUUCGUGAGCUUUUCGUGAGCGGUACAAGCGAUAGCGCGAGCAAUGGGGAUAGAAAUGGCGAGAGGGAUGGAGAAUAUAAUGGAUGGGGAUAGUCACAACGGAACUAAACGAGAGAAUGGGCGCGAAGGCGGAAACUCACCACCUCAACCAGCCAGCCGACCCGCGGGGUAUACACGAGACGAACCGACAACAAGGAUGGGCGAGGUGCGCAGAAGCUUUGGGAAGGGAAACAUACAUCCUCUGUCACAGACCAACGGACAGCCCAUACCAAGCAACAAUACUUCGACUCGACUAUACGCCAAGCCCUCCGUGGAAACGCAACCGCUUUUUACCAUUUUGAACACAUAAACUACACUACACUACACAUUUUGACGGGCUGGAACCGACGAGUUAACCAACUAAAAACACUCAUUCGACCUUUUUUUUUUUCUUUACUACUGCUGUCACAACAACUGUACCAACACCAACCGACCGUUAUACUAUCGUUACAACAUCACUCACACGUUUCCUUACUCUUUUUUUUCUUCUUUUCGUUCUGGAGGUCUUGUCUAUUCUCUCAAGCGAGCAAGAUUUGGCGCAGAAAGGGCGAUGUGGGGGGCGGGUGUCUGGCUUCGUUCUGCCUCUUAGUUUCUUUUUAUCCCCAUCUAUUACGUUGUUGCGUUUGAUGGUGGGCAACUCAUCUAGUAUCUAUUCAAGCUAGUCAACCAUGCAGAACCCCAAAUACCCAUUAGCUUUUCCCUGUCGACUCCCUUCUGUAUAGUGCCCCCUCACUACCUCACAUCUGCGUGCUGUCGAAUUUCCAAUCUACUCUCAGCGAACCCUAUAGUUCUGCUCCUCUUUUGCACGAGGUUCUAACUUGAGAUCAUACUAUCCAAAGCGGAAGUGACAGGAGGCCUCCAGUUUCGCUUAUCUCCGGUUCAACGGGGGCGUUCCAAGCUCAGAAGCAAUCUUAGCGUUUGCUUGGCCUUCUAAUUUAUGUUGUACCUAUGGUCUUGUGUUGUGUGGCUUGGCCAUUUCGUUUCGGUUUACUCAUAUAUGUGAUGCCUCGCCUUGUU